AUGCGUUCCUUGACGCGGGCUGACGUGACCAAGUUCACCAAGCUGCACUGCUUCCCCCUGCUGGAGACAGCACUGUUCUUCCUGAUGUCCUGGAGCACCUUCCUCCUGGCAGAGGCCUGCGGGUUUACAGGUGUUGUGGCUGUCCUUUUCUGUGGAAUCACACAAGCCCAUUAUACCUACAACAAUCUGUCGGUGGAAUCCAGAAGUCGGACGAAGCAGCUCUUUGAGGUGUUACACUUCUUGGCAGAGAAUUUCAUCUUCUCCUACAUGGGCCUGGCGCUGUUCACCUUCCAGAAGCACGUUUUCAGCCCCAUUUUCAUCAUUGGAGCUUUUGUUGCCAUCUUUCUGGGCAGAGCUGCACAUAUCUACCCACUCUCCUUCUUUCUCAACUUGGGCAGAAGACAUAAGAUUGGCUGGAAUUUUCAACACAUGAUGAUGUUCUCAGGCCUCAGGGGAGCAAUGGCGUUUGCACUGGCCAUCCGAGACACGGCAUCCUAUGCUCGCCAGAUGAUGUUCACGACCACCCUCCUCAUUGUCUUCUUCACCGUCUGGAUCGUUGGUGGAGGCACAACACCCAUGCUGUCCUGGCUUAAUAUAAGAGUUGGCGUCGAGGAGCCCUUUGAAGAGGACCAGAAUGAAAACCACUGGCAGUACUUCAGAGUUGGUGUUGACCCAGAUCAAGACCCGCCACCCAACAACGACAGCUUUCAAGUCUUACAAGGGGAUGGUCCAGAUUCUGCUGGAGGAAACCGGACAAAGCAGGAGAGUGCAUGGCUGUUCAGGCUGUGGUACAGCUUUGACCACAAUUACUUGAAGCCCAUCCUCACUCACAGUGGCCCCCCAUUAGCCACCACCCUCCCAGCCUGGUGUGGCCUGCUCGCUCGAUGUCUGACCAGUCCCCAGGUGUAUGACAACCAAGAGCCACUGAGAGAGGAAGACUCUGAUUUCAUCCUGACUGAGGGUGACCUCACCUUAACCUACGGGGACAGCACAGUGACUGCCAAUGGCUCCUCCGGCUCCCACACGGCCUCCAUGAGCCUGGAGGGCAGUCGGAAAACAAAGAGCAGCUCUGAGGAGGUGCUGGAACGAGACCUGGGAAUGGGAGACCAGAAGGUUUCCAGCCGGGGCACCCGCCUAGUGUUCCCCCUGGAGGAUAAUGCAUGA
Pipistrellus nathusii (Nathusius's pipistrelle) is the source of this 1164-nucleotide messenger RNA. NCBI's taxonomy places the organism in Eukaryota, Metazoa, Chordata, Mammalia, Chiroptera, Vespertilionidae. The record is from the annotation of a GenBank genome assembly.